CAGUUUCCAGGGGUUUCUUCCAAACAGCAGAGAGACAACAGGGACAAACAGACGUAUUCAGCUAUUGUCACAGAUAUAUAAUGUUUUUGCCCACGGAGCCGAGGCUGCGCACUCUUUGGAUUUAACUUCACACGUCACGUGGGCGAGUAGGACAGAUUAUUGCAGCUGACCCCCUGGAGGUGCCUGACGAAGCCGCCAUGUCAGUGACUGUUCAUGAGAAUCGUAAAUCCCGCACCAGCACAGGCUCCAUGAACAUCUCACUGUUCCACAAGCCUUCACAUCCUGACAGUGUCCUGACUCACCUGAACACCAUGAGAAAACAGUGCAUGUUCACUGAUGUCACUCUGUGGGCAGGGGAUCGCUCCUUCCCAUGCCACAGGGCGGUCUUGGCAGCAUGCAGCCGUUAUUUUGAGGCCAUGUUCAGUGGUGGGCUACGAGAAAGUCUUGACAGUGAUGUGAACUUCAGAGACAGUAUACAUCCUGAGGUCCUGGAGCUUUUGCUGGACUUUGCCUAUUCUUCUCGAGUCAUCAUAAAUGAGGAGAACGCUGAGUCGCUGUUGGAGGCAGGCGACAUGUUGCAGUUUCAUGACAUUCGGGACGCAGCUGCAGAGUUUUUAGAGAAAAAUCUGCACUCCUCCAACUGCCUGGGGAUGAUGCUGCUAUCAGAUGCCCAUCAGUGUAAAAGGCUGUACGAGCUGUCAUGGAGGAUGUGUCUGUUGCACUAUGAGACGGUCAGAGAGUCAGAGGAUUUCUACAGUCUGUCUAAAGACAAACUGCUGGAGCUGAUUUUGAGUGAUGAGCUGGAGAUAGAAGAUGAACAGGUUGUGUUUAACUCUGUGAUGCGGUGGGUCCGAUUCGAUUUGGAGCGUCGGCGUCAUCAUCUACCUGAACUGCUGAGGGGCAUCCGGCUGGCUCUGCUGCCCUCUGAAUGUCUGCUGGAGGCUGUAGCCUGUGAAGAGUUGGUUAUGGCUGACAAGAGGAGCAGGUCAAUAGUAGAAGAGGCCAUGCAGUGUAAGAAGAAAAUCCUCCAGAAUGAUGGAGUAGUGACAAGUCCCUGUGCUCGGCCUCGUAAGGCAGGACACACACUGCUUAUUCUGGGAGGCCAGACCUUCAUGUGUGACAAGAUAUACCAGGUUGACCAUAAAGCUAAGGAGAUUAUACCCAAGGCAGACCUCCCAAGCCCCAGGAAGGAGUUCAGUGCAUGUGCCAUUGGCUGCAAGGUUUACGUGACAGGAGGUAGAGGAUCAGAGAACGGUGUGUCUAAAGACGUCUGGAUCUAUGACACAGUCCAUGAAGAAUGGUCUAAAGGAGCACCCAUGCUGAUAGCCAGGUUUGGCCAUGGCUCAGCUGAGCUGGAGAACAGUCUGUAUGUGGUUGGAGGUCAUACAGCCAUCGCUGGAGUUUUUCCUGCCUCUCCAUCCGUCUCCCUGAAACAGGUCGAGCGCUACGACCCUCUUAGCAAUAAAUGGACCAUGAUGGCUCCUCUGCGAGAUGGAGUCAGUAAUGCAGCUGUGGUCAGCGCUAAACUCAAACUCUUUGUUUUUGGUGGGACCACCAUACACAGAGACAAGGCCUCCAAGGUCCAGUGCUAUGACCCUGUGGGUAACCGCUGGAAUAUUGCAGCUGAAUGCCCCCAGGCGUGGCGCUACACGGCAGCCGCUGUCUUAGGAAGCCAGAUCUUCAUCAUGGGUGGCGACACUGAAUUCACUGCUGCCUCUGCUUAUCGCUUUGACUGUGAAACCAAUCUGUGGACUAGAGUGGGCGACAUGACGUCCAAACGGAUGAGCUGCCACGCUGUGGCCUCUGGAAAUAAGCUGUAUGUGGUGGGAGGAUAUUUUGGGACGCAACGGUGUAAAACACUGGACUGCUACGAUCCCACAUCAGAUAGUUGGAACUCCAUCACCACUGUGCCUUAUUCACUGAUCCCCACUGCCUUUGUCAGCACCUGGAAACACCUGCCGGCCUAACGGGGAGACACCAGGAGCCAGUAACUCCAGGAGGUGACGUCGGCAGGAGGAGAAUCUGAGACUUAAGUCUGCAGUCAGCAACUGUACACAGGACCAAUCAUUACAAGAACAUGCUGCACCUCACUGACUUUGAAUCAGUCCUGAGCGGUGGAGCUAACGACAGCUCACCACCCACGUCUUAACACACAGGACUUCUUUGAAUACCAUGCUUCCUAAAUAAUGUGAAUCUACUCAAGCAUUUUGAUGAACCUGACUGACUGAUGGACUGAUGGAACACUCACAGAAACGAAUGUGUGUGUUUUUUGAGGCCAUGUUUCUUUUAUGUCUCAUUAGUCCUGAAAUACUUUACUAAACCAUUCCAGUGCAAAGACAUAAGCAGAGCACAUUGAUUCAACAUAAUGGUAAGCAGGUCACAGAGGUUUCACCACAGGCUGUAAUCACUCAUCAACAGACUGUUAACUGUGUUCACUGGUCAAUGAACCACAACCAGAGACUGUGACAACCAUGUUAAACAUUUCACAAACAUAAACUCAAACACUUAUCUGAUAUAAGCAGCUGAUGAAAUGAAUGAUGAGCUGAAAGCUGUAACACCAGUGAAAUCUAAAAACACUGGACAGUUCUUCAUUACAAAUUCAGUUGUUACGAGACUGGUUGGUUCCUCUGAGCUCAAUGUCAAAGUAAUUGUUGGAUCCUCACUGUGUCAUACUCAAACCAUGGUGUCAACACAGUAUUUUAACUUCAUCUUGUCCUUUUGGUGAUGAGGCUUGAUGCAGUUCAGGAGCACAAUGACAGAUGUCUGCUGGAGCCUCAGUACAAACAUUUGAUGUGACAGUGUUUAUUUACUUUUUGCUUCUGCCUUUCAUGAGUGACAAAGUGUUGAGACCGUUGCCAAGCUCUAAAUGUAAGUUACAUGAUAUGAAAGCAAAUGAGAGAUUUAGGAACACGAUCUGUGGGUUUGACAUGAAUGCACGAGACAGUUCUGACUCGGACACUCCUUUGUGUUUCAGUGUUGGAGGAAGGAGCAGCAAACACAAACUGAGAACUAAUAAACUAAAACAGUGAACAGGAAGAUCAGGGUUGUGGCAGGAGGCCAAAAGGUCACAAAGUCUUACUUCAGACAAUGUGCAUUUUGUCAGGUUUUUAUAGGACAUGUAUGAGAAGCACAGAACAGCCGUGUGGACAGUGUCCUGCAGAAACCGCCAUGCUGCUGAAUCCUCUUUGUUUCUUCUGUAACAUCUGAGCACUUGAUGUUUUUCAGUGCAUUCAUUAGCAGUGUUUUCCGAUUCCCCAUGAUGACAAAGUCACUAAUGAAAAAGUCAAAACUGAGAUAUCAGAACAAAGUGGCACCGAGUGGAUGAAGAAGGUUUGUGCAGGACACAGAUGCAUCAUGGCUGGUACUUUUUAUUGUCUCUGUGAUAAUGCACAUAAUUUGCUGGUGUUUUAAGUAAUUUUGCACUUGUCCCUUGUUCAGCUGUUCAUAGCUGCUGUGAGGUGUAGUGUAGAAAUCAAGUUGAUUGUGAAAUACUCUUCAGCUGUUUUAUAAAAAAGAAGUGAGGAGGAAGGUGUUUUUGAAAUUAUUUGGAAAAUCUACAGGAAUUUCUUUGAGGAACAUGUUGGAUACUGUCAGUUUGUAUUGGUGAAUAUAAACAGUGACUUACUUUUUCAACUUU
Seriola aureovittata is the source of this 3637-nucleotide messenger RNA. RefSeq names its product kelch-like protein 25 (gene enc2). Gene Ontology annotation, molecular function: protein binding. Lineage: Eukaryota; Metazoa; Chordata; Actinopteri; Carangiformes; Carangidae. The coding region runs from base 198 to 1967 and encodes 589 amino acids. The transcript has 12 exons. The record is from RefSeq and is a predicted model, not a curated record.